UAUAAUAUUCCGUCGCACUCGCACCAGCUAAAUUUAAUUUGUGCUUGAUGGCUAUGGCGGACCCAUAGUUCGUGAAACCCACCAUCCUUCCCACUCCCAUUUCCGGUGCUUUUACUCGAUAAAGUUGUUGGGUUCGGUUUAUCGUACUUUUUGUUUCUUUUUUUGAAUCUAAGAAUCUCGUGAAAGCGGAAACAAAUCGGAGAUUCAAAAUGCUUGACGGCAUCCUUGGCCGUGGAUUCACCGUCAAAUGCAAGUCGCUGAUCAAAACGACUCGGGCGAGGAUGGAGGUGGUGCGGAAGAGGGCGGAGGCGAAGCAGAGGUUCCUGAAAGAGGAUCUGGGCAAGCUUCUCAGUAAUGGGCUCGAUAUUAACGCCUAUGGAAGGACUGACGAGUAUAUUGCUGGAAUGAAUAUCUUGUCUUGCUACGAUUAUCUUGACCAAUCGUGCGAGUAUAUCUUGAAGCAGCUUUCAACAAUGCAGAAACUAGAGGAAUGCCCUGAAGAAUGCAAGGAGGUUAUUGCAUCGCUAAUGUAUGCUGCUGCAAGGUUUUCUGAUUUGCCUGAACUGCGUGACCUCCGAGAUACAUUUCAAGAGAGAUAUGGAAGUGGCUUAGAAACCUUUGUUAAUCAAAAGUUUGUUGAGAAAGUAUCAUCAAGACCUGCUACUUCCGAAAAGAAAGUCCGGGUGUUGCAAAAUAUAGCUUCAGAGUUCUCGAUAAACUGGGACUCCAAGGGCUUUGAAAAGAGGAUCGUUGGUCCGGCAGUUGUUGCACAGGCUGAAGUCCAUAAAGCCGAUAUGGCGAAACAAAAACAAGGCCUUGUUGAGAAAAGCAAAGCGCGCAGCUAUGGAGAGGGUAAUGCAAGGAGAAGAGAUGACGGAGAUCACCACAUGGCUGGAAGGAGAGAUGCAAAUGGGGACAGAGAAAACUCAUUGUUGAAGAGAGGAGGAAAUAGUUCACAAAGUGAAAAUGAAGCUCCAUAUCAUGGAAGGCAAUAUAAGCAUUCGUAUCCUGUUGAAAACGGUGAUAGAGAAAUGAAGGCAGAAAUAUCAAGCCAUUCCUCACAUGGGAAAAUGCAGGAUAAUGGUCAUGGUGCAGAUACAAGACUCAGUAAUGGAGUCCGUAAUCCCAAGAAAUGGGAAGACAAGGAUGAAUUAUUCUAUGGAAGAGCAGGAUUUGCUUCAAGUUUUGGGGAACACCAGGGAAAAUCUGAAAAUGAGGCCCCAUAUGACGAACCUUUCGGCCAUGACAACAGAAGAAGCUCGUCUAAAAACAAUCAUGAGAAUGGAUCAACCAGAUCAAAAACACUUUCUGAUUGUCCCCUCCCUCCACCAUAUGUUAAACAGAAAGACAAAGCUGCCCGUCCUCCUUACAGCAAACCAAAGGAAGAUGAACAAGGAAACAGUAAAGCUUCUGGAUAUGGUGAUUUGGAUUCAAAUGGCCACUUGUUUGACCCUGCCUCUAGCGGUGGAAGUCGUAAGGUUAGCAGCUCGGACAGGUCAAAUAAUGAAAUAAGUCAUUAUGGCCAUGACCAACGGAUUGCUAAAUUACAGGGUUAUCGUCAUGAAGAUCUCGACUAUCAAGAAGAACAAAUUCCCUUGCCUAAACCAAGAUCACUUCGAAGAAAAAACCAUAAAUCAUCAUCAAGCUAUGAUACAGAGGACACUCCUGAAGAUCUCAGUGCUGCGAAUACAAGCUCGGGUAAGAGAAGGGACCAUUCCAGAAAGGGCCUGCAGGGACUGUUCAACGAGGACCACCACCGAAAAGAUGAUGAAGAGAGGAUGAUAGACAAGCUGCUCCUUCAUUACAGCAAAAAACCAUCAAGCUAUGAACCAGGGAAGUCGAGGAAAAAGGUCCCAGAUCAGCAACCUCCAUUUACCAAGAUUCCCGAUGAAGCCAGUGGGCCAUCCAUGGAUCGAAGCAGAGACACCCGUAAUAAGAAACACGAGGCAGCAACAGCACCCACAAGAUCGGUUUCUCUUCCACCCGAGCAAACUGCUGCUGCUGCUUCGCCGGAGCCUAAAAAGGUCUAUAACCGUGCCAACAGCUUUCAGGGAGAAAACCAGGCGCCCCAUGUGCAUCCCAAGCUACCCGACUACGACGAUCUAGCUGCCAGGUUUGCUGCCCUGAGGGGUAGAUAGAGAAAUCACUAAAAUGAAGGUUGCCUCCUUACCUUGUCUUGUCUCCGGUGGCUAAUUGUUUGUUCCUAUUCUCCCUAGUCUUCUUUCUUGGUAUGUUUGAACUUGACAUACAUCAUACAUAAGCCACUGACUAAUUGUUGUGCGUGUGAAGAUUUGCAUUUGAGUGCCAACUGCCAACCCCAUUGUUUGCUA
Messenger RNA from Andrographis paniculata, 2330 nucleotides. RefSeq lists its product as uncharacterized. The transcript has 6 exons. Gene Ontology annotation, biological process: protein transport. Lineage: Eukaryota; Viridiplantae; Streptophyta; Magnoliopsida; Lamiales; Acanthaceae. Bases 210 to 2138 code for a protein of 642 amino acids. The record is from RefSeq and is a predicted model, not a curated record.